AGCGCGCCCCAUUCGCCGUAGCGGAAGCCGGGCAGUCACACGCGCGCCGCGAGAGCUCUGGGGCUGAGCCGCCGCUGACCGAGGGUUGCGUCUUGUCGCCGGUCCCGCAGGCACCAUGAGCCAGGAUACCGAGGUGGAUAUGAAGGAGGUGGAGCUGAACGAGCUGGAACCCGAGAAGCAGCCGAUGAAUGCGGCGUCGGAGGCCGCCGUGGCCAUGGCCGUGGCGGGCGGCGCCGAGAAGAACGGUCUGGUGAAGAUCAAGGUGGCCGAAGACGAGGCGGAGGCGGCGGCCAAGUUCACGGGCCUGUCCAAAGAGGAGCUGCUGAAGGUGGCGGGCAGCCCCGGCUGGGUGCGCACGCGCUGGGCGCUGCUGCUGCUCUUCUGGCUCGGCUGGAUCGGCAUGCUGGCCGGCGCCGUGGUCAUCAUCGUGCGGGCGCCGCGCUGCCGCGAGCUGCCGGUGCAGCGGUGGUGGCACAAGGGCGCCCUCUACCGCGUCGGCGACCUGCGGGCCUUCGAGGCCCGCGACUCGGGCGACCUCGCCGGUCUGAAGGGUCAUCUGGAUUACCUGAGCACUCUGAAGGUGAAGGGCCUUGUGCUGGGCCCCAUUCACAAGAAUCAGAAGGAUGAUGUCGCCGGGACCAACUUGCAAGAAAUCGACCCGGCGGUUGGCUCCAAGGAAGAGUUUGACAGCUUCCUGCAGUCGGCCAAGAAGAAGAGCAUCCGCGUCAUUUUGGACCUCACUCCUAACUACCUGGGUCAGAACUCGUGGUUCCUCCCCACUCAGGUUGACCUUGUGGCCACCAGGGUGAAGGAUGCUCUGAAUUUUUGGCUGCAGGCUGGCGUGGAUGGCUUCCAGGUUCGGGACGUGGGGAAUCUGACGAACGCAGCCUUACACUUGGCCGAGUGGCGGAACAUCACUAAGAGCUUCAGUGAAGACAGGCUGUUGAUUGCAGGGACAGAGUCCUCGGACCUUCAUCAGAUCCUGAGCCUACUCGAAUCCACCAAGGAUCUGCUGUUGACCAGCUCGUACCUGUCAGCCUCCGGUGUCUCUGGGGAGAAUAUGAAGUUCCUAGUCACCCAGUAUUUGAAUGCCACUGACAGUCACUGGUGCAGCUGGAGUUUGUCGCAGGCGGGGCUCCUGACUUCCUUCGUGCCAGCUCAGCUCCUCCGACUCUACCAGCUGCUGCUCUUCACCCUGCCCGGCACCCCUGUGUUCAGCUACGGGGAUGAGAUUGGCCUGCAGGCGGCUGCCCUUCCUGGAGAGCCUGCAAAGGCCCCAGUCAUGCUGUGGGAUGAAUCCAGCUUGCCCAGUGCUUCUGUGAGCGCCAACAUGACGGUGAAGGGCCAGAAUGAAGACCCUGGCUCCCUCCUCUCCCUCUUCCGGCGGCUGAGUGACCAGCGGGGUAAGGAGCGUUCCCUGCUGCACGGGGACUUCCACGCCCUCUCCACCGGGUCCAACCUCUUCUCCUACGUCCGCCACUGGGACCAGAAUGAGCGUUUCCUGGUAGUGCUCAACUUUGGGGACGAGAGCCUGUCAGCCAGGCUGGGGGCCUCCAGCCUGCCUGCCGAUGCCAGUCUGCCAGCCCGGGCUGACCUGCUGCUCAGCACCCAUCCGGGCCGUGAGGAGGGCACCUCCCUUGCACUGGAGCACCUGAACCUGGAACCCCAUGAGGGGCUGCUGCUCCACUUCCCCUAUGUGGCCUGACCAGGACCUGGAGUCCUCCUCUCCUCCUCCCCAGGCCCUUUGGGGUCUAGUCUCUUUCCUUUUUUUAUAACUGUUACAGAUUUACAGAUGUGCCCACAAAUGGGAUGUUUGCUGCCUUCAAAUAAAAAUCACCCCUGCCUGGAGAGGUCUUGUCUUCCCUCUACCCCUCUGU
This is a messenger RNA of Lepus europaeus (European hare), 1877 nucleotides long. RefSeq names its product solute carrier family 3 member 2 (gene SLC3A2). The transcript has 9 exons. Bases 116 to 1705 code for a protein of 529 amino acids. The record is from RefSeq and is a predicted model, not a curated record. Gene Ontology annotation, biological process: carbohydrate metabolic process; amino acid transport. NCBI's taxonomy places the organism in Eukaryota, Metazoa, Chordata, Mammalia, Lagomorpha, Leporidae.